AUGGCAUUGAAGAGAAUCAACAAAGAGCUUACAGAUCUGGGCCGUGACCCACCGUCGUCCUGCUCCGCUGGUCCUAUCGGAGAUGAUCUGUCAGAUUCGCCAUACUCUGGAGGUGUCUUCUUCCUCGCCAUCCACUUCCCAACCGACUACCCGUUCAAGCCCCCCAAGGUUAACUUCACCACCCGCAUCUACCACCCAAAUAUCAACUCCAACGGUUCCAUCUGUUUAGACAUUCUCCGAGACCAGUGGUCCCCCGCCCUGACCAUCUCGAAGGUCCUCCUCUCAAUCUGCUCCAUGCUGACUGACCCCAACCCCGAUGACCCACUCGUCCCCGAAAUCGCCCACGUCUACAAGACCGACCGCUCCCGAUACGAGGCCACGGCACGAGAGUGGACACGCAAAUACGCCAUCUAG
Messenger RNA from Drepanopeziza brunnea f. sp. 'multigermtubi' MB_m1, 414 nucleotides. The record is from RefSeq and is a predicted model, not a curated record. Lineage: Eukaryota; Fungi; Ascomycota; Leotiomycetes; Helotiales; Drepanopezizaceae.